This is a messenger RNA of Cydia fagiglandana, 3190 nucleotides long. RefSeq names its product pre-mRNA-splicing factor CWC22 homolog (gene ncm). Bases 121 to 3006 code for a protein of 961 amino acids. Gene Ontology annotation, biological process: mRNA splicing, via spliceosome. Lineage: Eukaryota; Metazoa; Arthropoda; Insecta; Lepidoptera; Tortricidae. Gene Ontology annotation, molecular function: protein binding; RNA binding. The transcript is spliced from 5 exons. The record is from RefSeq and is a predicted model, not a curated record. Gene Ontology annotation, cellular component: catalytic step 2 spliceosome.
GCCACGGAACUCUCUUUCCGAAUGUGCGUUUUGGAUUAGACUCGUAUUUUUUUGUAGAAUAAAAAUAUAUUGAUCAUUAGAAUUCAUUUUUAAUUAUUGUGAUUGUUAAUUUUCUUUAUCAUGGAUACGGAUAAAGAUCGUAAACGCAAGAAAGAUAAGCAUCGUGAUGAAGAGAGUCGCAAGGAAAAGAAGUCUAAAAGGGCUCGCUCUAGGUCUCGUUCCCAGGAUAAAGAUCAAGAUAGAGAUUCAAACCGAAAGCGGAGGCAUUCUAGAUCGCAAUCACCAGCCGUCAAACGUGAAAGAGAUGACCGGAACCGCGAGGAACCCAAAGAAGCGGAGGUCAAAAAAGAUGUUCCUGAAAGGAAAGCCAAAGAUAUAGACAUGCUGAAUACGAGAACUGGUGGUGCUUACAUACCACCGGCGCGGCUGCGGAUGAUGCAGGCGCAGAUCACUGAUAAGUCGUCCAUGGCGUACCAGAGGCUUGCAUGGGAAGCCCUGAAAAAGUCUAUACAUGGUCACAUUAACAAAAUUAACGUGGGCAACAUAGGCAUUAUUAUCAAGGAGUUAUUGAAGGAGAACAUAGUCCGCGGUCGCGGUCUCUUGUGCCGUUCAGUAAUUCAGGCUCAAGCGGCGUCUCCAACAUUCACAAAUGUGUAUGCAGCAUUGGUAGCCGCAGUCAACUCUCGCUUUCCAAACAUUGGUGAACUAUUACUUAAAAGGCUAGUCAUUCAAUUUAAGAGGGGUUUCAAACGGAAUGACAAACCUACAUGUAUAUCUUCAGCCUCGUUUAUUGCACAUCUUGUAAACCAACGAGUAGCACAUGAGAUUAUUGCUUUAGAAUUGUUGACUCUACUUGUAGAGACUCCUACAGAUGAUUCUGUUGAGGUGGCAAUAGCUUUUCUGAAGGAAUGUGGUCAGAAGCUGAGUGAGGUAUCAUCGAAGGGUGUAAAUACCGUGUUUGAGAUGUUGCGUAACAUUUUGCAUGAAGGUCAGCUGGACAAGCGUGUCCAGUACAUGAUCGAGGUGAUGUUCCAAGUGUGGAAGGACGGGUUCAAGGACCACCCGGCGCUGAUCGAGGAGUUGGAGCUGGUGCCGGAGGAGGAGCAGUUUACACACUUGCUGAUGUUGGACGAUGCUACUGACCCUCAGGAUAUCCUAAAUGUCUUCAAACAUGACGAUAAGUAUGAAGAUAAUGAGGACAAAUACAAGACACUAAGCAAAGAGAUCCUAGGAUCUGAUGCAGAGUCGGGAGAAGAAGAUGGCUCCGGAGAAAGUGGCAGCGAAGAGUCUGAUGAUGAGGAAGAAGACGGGGAACAGAAGGAAGUCACCAUCAUUGACAAUACGGAGACUAACUUAGUAGCGUUACGGAGGACUAUAUAUUUAACCAUUAACUCUAGUUUGGACUUUGAGGAAUGCGCACAUAAGCUGAUGAAAAUGCAAUUGAAACCAGGACAGGAAGUAGAACUCUGCCACAUGUUCCUGGACUGUUGCGCCGAGCAGAGAACAUAUGAGAAGUUCUACGGAUUACUCGCACAACGAUUCUGCAAUAUUAACAGAAUGUACAUCGGUCCGUUUGAGGAAAUCUUCAAAGAAUCAUAUUCCACAGCUCACCGAUUAGACACAAAUCGCUUGAGGAACGUCAGCAAGUUCUUUGCACAUCUGCUGUUCACGGAUUCCAUAAGCUGGGAGGUGAUGGAGUGUGUGAAACUGAACGAAGAGGAUACCACGAGCUCGAGCCGCAUUUACAUCAAGAUCUUGUUCCAGGAGUUGGCAGAGUACAUGGGGCUCAAGAAACUGAAUGAUCGGUUGAAGGAUCCGACGCUGCAGGAGGCGUUCGGCGGCGUAUUCCCGCGAGACAACCCCAAGAACACGCGCUUCUCCAUCAACUUCUUCACCAGCAUCGGCCUCGGAGGCCUCACCGACGAGCUGCGGGACCAUCUCAAGCAGAUGCCCAAGAACGUGCCGCCGCCGAUCACGCAGAUCCAGGUGUCCAGCUCGUCCAGCAGCGACUCCAGCUCCUCGUCCAGCGAGUCGUCUAGCUCCAGCGAAUCCGAGGAAGAAAACAAAAAUGACAAACGCAAGAAAUCCAAAAAAGAUAAAAAUAAAGACAAAGCGCCGAGUCCAGAAAAAGAGAAAGAGAAACCUGUGGAACGCUGGGGACACGACGGGUUCUACGACCAGCACGGACCCGGCGCACGACGCGAGACAGGGGCUCCGCGACCUGACGACGGGUUCGCCCGACCCCGCGACCCGCCGCGGCGGGACAGGAGAAACGUCGAUGAACGAAGGGAAAGAAGUCAAGAUGAUUCUAGAAGACAAGAUAGAAGGAACGAUGACAGACGAAGGGAGGACUAUAGAAGUGACAGGGAUAGCGGCUACGAGGACUCCAGAAGACACCAAGAAGAUGUAAGAAAUGAAGCGCGAAGAAGAGAUGAUUCGAGAAGCGGCAGAGAUAGCGGAAUUGAAGACCGUCGCAGAGAUGAGUCUAGAGAAGAUUCUAGAAAGAAUAGAGACAGACGUGAUAAGGAUGAAGUUAGAGAGAAAAACAGAGAAAGCGACGAUCGGCGACGGAGAGACGAUAGAGAAAAAGAUCGUGAUGACAGUGACGAUGACGGAGACAGACAAAGAGAACGCAGAAGCAAAAGAAGUGACAAAGAUAAAAGUAGUAAAGAAAAACGGAAUACAGACAGAAGAAAUAGAGAAAGUGAUAGUGAUUCCGAAGAAGACGGGAGCAAAAAUAAAGAAAGAAAACGUAGAGAUUCGAGCGAAGAGAAGCGCGGUAAAAAGAAAUCUGAAAAGGAAAAUAUUGAAAGUGGCCGGAAAAGGGAUCGAAGGAAAGAGAGUUCAGAUUCUGAAGAUGAGAGGAGUUCUAAACAUGGGACAGAAGAUGGUUGGGACAUAAGAAGAGCGAGUAGUAUAAGAAGGGAGGCUCCGACUGGGUACUGGGACAGUUACAAAGUCGACCCAAGGGAGGAAAAGAGGUCUAAAGAUAGGAGGGAGCGCUAAGCAAAAUUGAUUAUUCAAAACAACACUGCGAUCACUUGGAUGAAAAUUUUCAAUCGUGAAAAAGUAGUGAAUACUUCAAUUAUUUUGUAACAUGACGAAGAUGAAGUGUAAAGUACCGAUCUGUAAAGACUUAGGCGUAAUUCCAUAUGUUAAAUAAGUUAUAAAUUAAAUGAAUGUGAACAUA